UGGGCGCGUGCGCGAGGUCUCCGCGUGGCUAUAUAAACAUGGCUGGCGUGGCCGCGCGGAGGGGCCGUGCCAAACGCGCGUAGGGGGCUAUGGGCGCUCUGUGUUCGUAGUUUUGAAAUUUCUGGCGGGGGAGCAGCUGCGCAGAGUUAGGCUGGAGGUGCGAGCUACGACCUUCCGGGAGCCGCACGUCCAGGCUCCGCAGCAGCGGGACCGAGCGUGAGGCGCCGGGCUGAGGCAGCGCACGUGUGAGCGCCGCUGAGGAAGCUGCGAGAGGUCGGGCGGGUGUCGCUCCGGGGGCACCCCAGGCUCGCGCGGACGGGAGGAAGGUCCGGGACGCGCGUGUCCUGCCGGGCAGCCGGCGCCCGUCACUGGUUUCGCUGCUGCGGCCCCCGCGCCUCUCCCCAGCGAUGCUGUGGAGCCCGAACCGCACCGGAGUCGGCUGCCACGCGCCAAGCCUCCCCUCACCUCUGCUCCUGGAACCGCAGCGCCGCAGCUGCUGCUGAGCCCCUGGGGGAUGCCCGCCGGCCUCACCGAACCCGCCGGCGCCGCUUCCCCGGCUGCUGUGAGCGCCUCGGGGACCGUGACCAUGGCCCCGGCCGGGGCGCUGCCGGUGCGGGUGGAGAGCACUCCUGUGGCCCUGGGCGCCGUGACUAAGGCUCCUGUCGGCGUCUGCGUGGAGCCCACGGCGUCCCAGCCCCUGCGGUCCCCCGUGGGGACCCUGGUGACCAAAGUGGCUCCGGUCAGCGCCCCUCCUAAACUCAGCAGCGGCCCUAGGCUGCCUGCUCCUCAGAUAGUCGCCGUGAAAGCCCCCAACACCACGAUCCAGUUUCCUGCUAAUUUGCAGCUUCCUCCAGGAACCGUGUUGAUUAAAAGUAACAGUGGUCAGUUGAUGUUGGUAUCUCCUCAGCAAGCUGUAACAAGAGCCGAGACGACAAGUAACAUAACCUCAAGGCCAGCAGUACCAGCAAAUCCUCAAACAGUCAAAAUCUGUACAGUGCCGAACUCUAGCUCACAAUUAAUCAAGAAAGUGGCAGUGACACCUGUUAAAAAAUUGGCACAAAUAGGAACUACUGUGGUAACCACUGUUCCGAAGCCUUCCUCAGUACAAUCUGUGACUGUGCCAACCAGUGUCGUCACAGUUACUCCUGGAAAGCCAUUGAAUACUGUAACUACCCUGAAGCCUUCAAGUUUGGGAGCAUCAUCCACUCCUUCAAAUGAGCCCAAUCUUAAAGCAGAGAACUCAGCAGCUGUUCAGGUUAAUCUUUCUCCGACAAUGCUAGAAAAUGUGAAGAAAUGCAAGAACUUCCUUGCAAUGUUAAUAAAACUAGCAUGUAGUGGAUCACAGUCCCCAGAAAUGGGACAAAAUGUGAAGAAGCUGGUGGAACAACUUUUGGAUGCAAAAAUCGAAGCAGAAGAAUUUACUAGGAAACUGUAUGUUGAACUCAAGUCUUCACCUCAGCCUCACCUGGUUCCUUUUCUUAAGAAAAGCGUGGUUGCCUUACGACAACUUCUGCCUAACUCCCAGAGCUUCAUCCAGCAAUGUGUUCAGCAGACCUCUAGUGAGAUCGUCAUUGCUACCUGUACUACAACAGUAACAACUUCUCCUGUGGUGACAACAACAGCGUCCUCAAGCCAGUCUGAAAAGUCCUUUAUUGUUUCUGGAGCAACAGCACCCAGAACUGUGUCAGUGCAAGCUUUGAACCCACUUGCUGGUCCAGUGGGAGCAAAAGCUGGAGUUGUGACACUUCAUUCUGUGGGCCCAGCUGCUGCAACAGGAGGAACAACAGCUGGAACUGUUUUGCUUCAGACUUCAAAACCACUUGUGACAUCUGUACCAAACACAGUGACCACGGUCUCACUGCAACCUGAAAAGCCAGUUGUCUCUGGAACAGCAGUAACACUGUCCCUUCCAGCAGUAACUUUUGGAGAAACUUCAGGUGCAGCUAUUUGUCUUCCAUCUGUGAAACCUGUUGUUACUUCUGCUGGGACCACAUCUGACAAGCCUGUUAUUGGGACUCCAAUUCAAAUCAAACUUGCCCAGCCAGGCCCUGUCCUUUCACAACCAGCUGGGAUUCCACAGGCAGUUCAAGUCAAGCAACUAGUAGUUCAGCAGCCUUCAGGAGGCAAUGAAAAGCAAGUGACCACACUUUCACAUUCCUCAACAUUGACCAUUCAGAAAUGUGGACAGAAGACGAUGCCAGUGAAUACCGUAAUACCUACCAGUCAGUUUCCUCCAGCUUCCAUUCUAAAGCAAAUUACUCUGCCUGGAAAUAAAAUUCUGUCGCUUCAAGCAUCUCCUACUCAGAAAAAUAAAAUAAAAGAGAAUGGAACAUCAUGCUUCCGAGAUGAAGAUGACAUCAAUGAUGUGACUUCUAUGGCAGGGGUCAACCUUAAUGAAGAAAAUGCCUGCAUCUUAGCAACAAACUCUGAAUUGGUUGGCACACUCAUUCAGUCAUGUAAAGAUGAACCAUUUCUUUUUAUUGGAGCUCUACAAAAGAGAAUUUUAGACAUCGACGCAGUUUUGCUCAUGUUGCCCAGGCUGGAGUGCAAUGGUGUGAUCUUGGCUCACUUCAACUUCUGCCUCCCAGGUAAAAAGCAUGACAUUACAGAACUUAACUCUGAUGCUGUGAACUUGAUCUCCCAUGCAACACAGGAACGACUACGAGGCCUUCUAGAAAAACUGACUGCAAUUGCUCAGCAUCGAAUGACUACUUACAAGGCAAGUGAAAAUUACAUCCUGUGUAGUGAUACCAGGUCACAGCUCAAAUUUCUUGAAAAGCUGGAUCAAUUGGAGAAGCAGAGAAAGGAUUUAGAAGAAAGAGAAAUGUUACUUAAGGCAGCCAAGAGUCGUUCUAAUAAAGAAGAUCCAGAACAGCUGAGAUUAAAGCAGAAAGCCAAAGAGUUACAGCAAUUGGAACUUGCACAGAUACAGCAUAGAGAUGCUAAUCUCACAGCUCUUGCAGCUAUUGGACCAAGGAAGAAGAGACCACUAGAAUCUGGAAUUGAGGGCUUAAAAGACAACCUUCUUGCUUCUGGGACAUCCAGCCUGACAGCCACCAAACAAUUGCAUCGUCCAAGAAUCACGAGAGUCUGCCUCAGGGACUUGAUAUUUUGUAUGGAACAGGAACGGGAGAUGAAGUAUUCUCGAGCUCUAUACCUGGCCCUUCUGAAGUGACCACUCCACUCUCCAUCCAGAUCCUUGCUAUUUACUGCCAAAGAAGACACAAAGAGCAUUGUUGCACUGUCCUGAAAUUUCAAUUUCUGGAAAAUAAUCACCAACAUUGAAAGAGCAUUGUUUACAGUUAGAAACUAUAUUAACUCUUACCUAUCCAUCCCAUGGGGCUCUUACAGACUCAAAUUCAUCUUUGUCUUCUGAAAAUCGGUUAUGAAAUACACUUUGCACAGAAUUCGGCAUCUGCCCAUCUGUGCAUUAAAUUAAAGCAAGUUAAGGCCCUGUUUGUUACUACCUGCCUCAUCUGCCGAACUGUAGCAGGUGAGGUGUCCUUCCCUAAUACAGCAUGCAUUGAGAUGCAGGAGAAAGGAAGAGGUGUAAGAAAAUACAAGAAUGACUAUGUCAUUCUAUAUUGAACCUGUCCUAAAGUGGUAGGUUUUCUGGGCAGGAAUCAGAAGUUGCUUAGCUAACUAUGACAGUCACCUUCUGUACAUGACAGACCACAGAGUAGGGCCUGUGGUGACUUUGGUCGGCUGAGUUCCAAUGUUGUCAAAACGAGACAAAUGGGGAUAGAUUGUGCCUGCGAUUGCUAAUUCUCUGCUUCAUAUCACCAUAUGCCGUUUCUGGUACCAAGUGAGGGGACGUCCUUAUCAGGGAAACCUUAAAAUUAAAUCUACCAAUGUAUCUUGUUGAAAAAACGGAAAAGGUGCAAAGUAUUAGAAGGAACGUUAAGGCAUUGCUUUCAAACUGAUGAGGGGAAUGUGAAAAUGGUAUCAUAAAACAGGAAAUGUGCUUCAUACGCCCAAGAGGGGAAGAGGUAGAAUCGGAACUCCAAAACAAUUGGUACAUGUUUUGUUGAUGGGGAAAAAAAUCACAGCACAACCAGAAAGGAGAAUGUACCAGAUGUUUUCAAAUUAUAGUAUUUUGAAAGGAAAAUGUUAUUUUUUGUUUUGUAUUGUUUUAAAUCCCAAGAAGGAUAGUUUUUGUAGUUCCUUCUGUCAUAAUGUAUUUUAGUUAUCCUAAGUUUUAAGCGUGUUGGCACAUUUAAAAAAUCCUAAUUGAUGAUGAGAAAUUUUUAACAAUAGGACUUUAUGUUGGAUUCUGUACUUAAAAGGUACUGUCAGUAUCUCACUCUUCGGAAUAUGAGCUCUAAAUAUGAGAAGCAAGUUAUAUGUGUUCACCUGAGGAAGAAGCUGAUGGACAAAGCAAACCCUCUUUAAAAAAAGAAAAAAAAGAAAAUUCCACGUGUGUGGAAUACAGCUGGUGAAAAAUAAUCACUGUAGUUAGAAUCACAUACAGAAAAAAAUGAUUGAAUCCUCCAAGAAGGUAUUUCGGAAAUGGGAAAUGCUAUACUUAUAAGAAUUCAGAGCAAAAAAAACCACCUCACGUAUGUUAUUCUGCAUCCUGUUCUUCCCAUUGGGACUGUUAUGGCCACAUUCUACACUAUAGUAAAUUUUAAAUUGGCCACUUUUUUUUGUUUCAGCAAGUUAUGUAAAAUGCUAUAAAUUAUGUGAAUGUUAAAGGAGUACUUUAAGAAGAGAUCUUUAUCCAAAGUUGUUUUUGUAUAUUUAAAUGCUUACCUUUAUUUUUUGUAAAGUGCAGCCUACUCAUUUAUGUAUAAUCUUACUGAUCAGAUGUUUAAAAUUAUUUCAAAUACUUCAUUAAAAUAAUUAUUUUAUUAUAAGAA
Messenger RNA from Chlorocebus sabaeus (green monkey), 4859 nucleotides. It is a transcript of the gene TAF4B, whose product is annotated as TATA-box binding protein associated factor 4b. Gene Ontology annotation, biological process: DNA-templated transcription; transcription initiation at RNA polymerase II promoter. Gene Ontology annotation, cellular component: transcription factor TFIID complex. Lineage: Eukaryota; Metazoa; Chordata; Mammalia; Primates; Cercopithecidae. Gene Ontology annotation, molecular function: RNA polymerase II general transcription initiation factor activity; protein heterodimerization activity; DNA binding. The record is from RefSeq and is a predicted model, not a curated record.